AUGGCUAUCUUCAAUGGAACAGAGGAGCCGACACCUACCGUCACUUCAGAAGGUUUGGUGAAACCAUACCCUUUCUUCUCUCAACCUCUCAAAACAAUCAAGUCUGUCGCGACGGAUGUCGAUCUAGUCAAGCAGUUGAGACAAGCAAUCGUUAGCCAAGCUGGAUCGAAUUCAGGACUUAAACAACCUCAGGUCUUCGGGAGGAGCGAUGAAGAAUUCGUCGCCGCUUCUUCCAUCUUCAAUGGCGCUGUCAAAAGUCCAGCUUUAGCACUGGUCAAACCUACUGAUGCCAAAGAUGUCAGCCGAACCAUCAUAUUCUGUCGCGAGCAUGAUCUCGAAUUAAGUGUCAAAGCAGGUGGUAAUGGUGUACAUGGAUGGAGUGUUGCUGGACAUGUCAUUCUGGAUUUAUCGCUCUUGACCGAAAUCAAUAUCGCCCUUCCUGAAUCUAGCGCUCCAACUCUACAAGAGUCAUUUGAAAGUCUACAAAUACGCCGUGGUUCAGCCUCAUCUGACGGUACAGAAGAAACUCGUCGACCAUCUUUGGCCACAUCUGUUUCUGGAUCUUCGACAUCUGGAAUUGCGAAACGUGCGGCCGCAGAUGACCAUACGAUGGAUGGAUCAGAUGCAUCUGGCGCCAGAAGAAAAGGAAAAGUAGCCAGUGAUAGGUCUGGACCUUAUAGUCCUUUGGACAAGAUAGACGAAUUGGCGCAUGCUGGCGAUCGCUCAGGCAUUAGCAGUGCCAUGGAAGAGGACAAGAAUGGAAGUGGCAGCGGCAGUGCGAGUGGGAGUGGCAGUGGAAGUGGUAAUGGAAGCAGGAGUGGAAGUGGAAGUAGGAGCAGAAGCGAAUCAUACAGUGGGAAUCAGUCCACACCUGCAACUUCCUUCUCUGCUUCAUCAUCCGAAUUUACAAAAUCACCUGCAGAAGAUGGAUAUAUACUUCCCAAUACAGGAUCCCCUUCGACAAUGUCACCAGAGGCUGGCCCAUCAUCUCGGCCAGGUCCAAGAAUCACAUAUGUUAAUCCAUCUCAAAUACCUACAUCAUCAUUCCCCUUUGUGCCUACUUCAUUUGGAGCGAGUUCAUCCACACCGACGAAUUACUCAACAAGCUUUCAUCCGUCAUUUGCAGCAGGUCCAGUGCCCCAGAUGUUGCUCAAUACUCAUCCUGAUCCACCACCCUACACUCUGGUCACCUUUGGAGCAGGUGUCAACUCAAAAGCGCUUGAUGCAGCUACGUCAGCCUCUCAAUACGGUGCAUUCGCCGUUCCUUCUUCUGCGUUCCCAGUCGGGUCAGGUCAAUUUAUCUCGGGUGGUUUCGGUUUCAUAGGUCGAAAACACGGUAUGGCAAUGGAUAAUGUCAAUGAAGUUGAAAUGGUCCUGUCAGAUGGCAGAAUAGUCUGGGUCGGGCAAAAUGGUCAAAAAGGUGGUGAUUGGAAAGAUGACGAAGAUCCCGAAGAAGUUUGGUGGGCUGUCAGAGGAGCCGGUGCGAUCUUAGGUGUUAUCACUAGGUUUAGAGUCAAAGCGUAUUAUCUUCCCAGUGUUUUCGCAGGCAAUCUGAUCUAUCUCUUUGAUCGAGACAAGACGCCUUCACUUCUCCGACAUGUUCGAGAUUGCAUCAAAGGUUCGCCUAGAACCGUGUACACCAAUAUCAUCAUGACUGCUGGUCCUCCCGGUGCUCCUGCCAUCGUUAUCCUUCAAUUAUGUUUCUCCGGUUCAAGAGCUGAGGGCGAAAUGUACAUUCAAGCCAUUAGCGCGUGGGAAGGUGGUAGAUCCAUGUUCCAAGACUUUUCAGAGCGAACCUUUGAGAGACAACAGGGAGCUAUUGAGGAAAUUCUCAAAGGUGGUCACGGUAGAAAAUGGUUCAUCAAAAGUGACAUGCUCACAUCCUUAUCGGAUGAAGUCAUUGACGAAACCUGUUCACGAUUCCACUCGGUACCGGACGGAUGUACUUGGCUAUUCGAGUACACCGGAGGAGGGGCAAUCGCCGAUGUCAGAGAUUCAUGUUUCCCACUGUCACAUCGAGAAUCUGCAUUUACAGUAGCUGCACUGCAUCAAUGGUCUCACACUGAGGCACCUGUUGAAGACACGCGGUGUGUCACUACAGCUGAAGAUUGGAUAAAUGAAGUCAUACACCCCAAUUCACCUGGUGGACCUUUACCAUGUUUCCUGCAAUCAUCAACUUCGUCAUCUGUCGCAGCCGUAUAUGGCGAAUCUUACCCUAGAUUAAGAAACCUGAAGAAAAGGUUAGAUCCAACUAAUUUCUUCUGUCAUACGAUGUGGCCACAAAACUUCAGGGAGGAAGAUGGUAUCGACGGUUUGGGCGAAGAUAUAAAAGAAGGUAAAAUCGACGGUAUCAAUGAAGAAGAUAUUGAUUCGGAUGGCAAUAUGGCCAAAGAAGAUUUGAUCGAUAAAACUCAAGUUUCUAAAGAUAAAGGUAAAUCAAGAGUCUUAUAG
Molecule: messenger RNA, 2451 nt
Organism: Kwoniella shivajii
Lineage: Eukaryota; Fungi; Basidiomycota; Tremellomycetes; Tremellales; Cryptococcaceae
Exons: 8
Coding region: 1-2451 (816 amino acids)
Molecular function (GO): FAD binding; oxidoreductase activity
Source: RefSeq, a predicted model, not a curated record